Messenger RNA from Caenorhabditis sp. 36 PRJEB53466, 686 nucleotides. Lineage: Eukaryota; Metazoa; Nematoda; Chromadorea; Rhabditida; Rhabditidae. The record is from the annotation of a GenBank genome assembly.
AUGGAGAUUCUAACUGUUGUCGUCCCAGACCUCAUCCGAUAUUCCAAGGACUAUUUGAUGGAGAACUCUCUUUUCCAACAAGUCGAGCACAUUCGCAAGGGAACGUUGCCAGCUGCCGUCUGUCCUCACCCGAUCCGUACAAUGGUCGACGGCAUUGACUACUGUGGAUCGGCUAUUCAGGUACCACAGAUUAAUGUCGAACACACCUCAUUUACAAAUUGAGGUGCCGAUUGCCACACAAAAGAAAUGCGACAUUGUGCUGCAUGACUGCGAAAAGGUCUCUCUCAAUUCCGACCAUUUGGCCGGCAUCUUGGGCGCAGACACCGUUUUCACUCUGGGCAAAAACAAAGAGGACAAUUUGUACUUCCUCCUCGUCGAUCGUAAUCCUGAAAAAGUGGGACCGAAUAAGAUGUUCAUUGCGAGAGCAUUGUAUUUUAUAUUUGCAGGUUGCUCAUGCCGAGGAGAUCACAAAAGUGAUGGCCGCGAUGGUCCAUCUGACGACUAAUCUGAAAUUGCGUGAGUUGAAAGAGAUUGCGCAAAUCCGACUUCCUGUCGCGUUGGCUGGAAGCUUCCUGCUCAGCGUCAAAUGCGAAGAGAAUGGGAAGCGCUCUCUUGAACUCUUCGAUGAGAACAUGACUCAAGUGGGAUUCGUUAAUGGAUUUGCCUGGAGAGAUAUUGUUGUCUAA